GAUUUAGAUGACCAGACACUUAUCAAAGCGGGUUUUUGGGUCACGAAGAGUAGUUAUUACCCGGAGCUAGUGUCAGCUGGAAGCUGGUUCACACCAAGACGCAUAGUACCAUUAAACAGAUAUCGAAAAAGUGAUAUGCAAAGGUGGAUAUCAAAAAAGUGA
This is a messenger RNA of Dentiscutata erythropus, 162 nucleotides long. NCBI's taxonomy places the organism in Eukaryota, Fungi, Glomeromycota, Glomeromycetes, Diversisporales, Gigasporaceae. The record is from the annotation of a GenBank genome assembly.